GCUUUGGGACAUACUCUAUUGUCCGCUAUAUACAAUGCUUAUCUCAAUCCACUUAAGAAAGUACCUGGAUCUUUCUUGUGGUCUAUAUCACCCAUCCCACUACUCUUCAUGUCAUGGUCUGACACGCCGCACAAAAAGAUACUUGCAUUACACCAGAAGUACGGCGGCGUCGUCCGCACAAGCCCUAAUUCUGUGUCCUGUCUUCACGCAACAGCAUGGAAAGAAGUAUACGGGCACCGCAAACUUGGCCAGCUAGAGAACCUCAAACACCCAGGCUUCGUAGCUGAAGUCGCCGCAGGCAUCAUUGGGGCUGACACAGAGACUCAUGCGCACCAGCGUCAUCUACUAGCCCCGGCAUUCUCUGCGCAGGGCAUGCAGCGCCAGGAGCCUCUCAUCCGCCACCACGUUGACCACCUCUUCAGAUGCUUUGAGGAGCACCGCGUCGAGGGGCGAUCGAUUGAUUUGUCCAAAUGGUUCAACUUCUUCUCCUUCGACAUCAUUGGCGACCUUAGCUUUGGUGAGUCCUUUGGAAAUAUGGAGCGGGGAGAGUUUCACCCGUGGAUUGCGACUAUCUUAGAUUUUUUUGUUGCACAGCAUGACAUGGCGCAUUUCAGGCGAGCGUAUCCAAUGAUAGAGGCAAUGGUCGGCCCUAUUGUGAAAUUUCUUGCGGCAAAGAUUAUUACGAAGCAUAAUAUGUUCAUGCGUACUCAGGUCUCGAAGCGUCUAGCUUUGGAGCCAAGUCGACCAGACUUCAUUGACGGUAUGAAGCCUGACUAUGCUCACGGAAAAGAAGGUCUUUCUUUUGAAGCAAUUUGCCAUAAUGCGAGCAUCUUCGUUGUAGCAGGCUCCGAAACGACUGCACUUGCACUUUCUGGGGUAACAUAUCUACUUUGCACACACCCUGAGAUACUUGCCAAGCUGAAAGAAGAAAUCGACUCAUCCUUCGACAGUGAAGAGAAGAUCACACUUCUUAGUGCGCAGCGUCUCAAGUAUCUCACAGCUGUCAUAGAUGAGACGCUACGUAUCUAUCCAGCUGCCGUAGGUUCUGUGCCGCGACUGAUCCAGCCAUAUGGCGAGGAUAUUGGCGGGUAUUUUCUUCCGGGAGGAACUGUUGUAGAUAUUUGGCAUUGGUCAAUGUAUCAUAACCCGGCCAACUUCACCCAUCCAGAGGUCUUCGCUCCCGAGCGUUGGCUUGGAGAUCCUCUCUUCAAAGAUGAUAAGAAAGUAGCAUUCCAACCAUUCUCGACAGGAAAACGUAGUUGCAUCGGCCAGAAUUUAGCAAACUCUGAGAUCAAGCAAAUAAUGGCCCGGCUAGUGUGGAAGUAUAAUUUUGAACUUGUAGAUCGCGAGUGGCUCGAGAAACCAUGGCUUGAUCAGCCCGUGCGCGCUUCUUACGUGCACCCGCCUUUGAAUGUUAAACUUAGUCUCAGACCAGAGAAAUCGGAGUCGGAAUAG
This is a messenger RNA of Exserohilum turcica Et28A, 1455 nucleotides long. RefSeq lists its product as uncharacterized. The record is from RefSeq and is a predicted model, not a curated record. Gene Ontology annotation, molecular function: oxidoreductase activity, acting on paired donors, with incorporation or reduction of molecular oxygen; monooxygenase activity; heme binding. Lineage: Eukaryota; Fungi; Ascomycota; Dothideomycetes; Pleosporales; Pleosporaceae. The transcript has 5 exons. The annotation marks the transcript as partial.